Messenger RNA from Cajanus cajan (pigeon pea), 1255 nucleotides. RefSeq names its product ubiquinone biosynthesis COQ9-like protein. Gene Ontology annotation, molecular function: lipid binding. Gene Ontology annotation, biological process: ubiquinone biosynthetic process. Gene Ontology annotation, cellular component: mitochondrial inner membrane. The record is from RefSeq and is a predicted model, not a curated record. Lineage: Eukaryota; Viridiplantae; Streptophyta; Magnoliopsida; Fabales; Fabaceae.
UACUCUUGACACUUACAGUGUCUUGAAUACUAAACCAAAGAAAUUUGGAUUAUCCUGGCUUCCUCCCCUCUCCUCCCUGAUUUUGUACUGUUAGUAGCAGAAUGUAUCGAACGGCGGCGAAGCGGUUGUUCUUGCGUGCAAGGUACUAUAAUGGCAACGUUGCGCUCCGAUUACGUCCUCAGCCUCAGAUGUUGAUACCUUCUUCUCGCUUUUCCACGUUCCUGACUCAUCCACUUCACACUCGACACUAUAUCGAUCCUUGCUUUCCCAUCACCCUCUCUCAAAACCCUAACUAUUCUUCAUCUUCCUCUACCUCCACCGAUGAGGAUACCGGACCCAACUACGAGGACCAACAAGCUCGCGUGCUUCAGGCCUCGCUCCCUUACGUCAUACAGCGGGGAUGGACCGACAAUGCGCUAAUUGCAGGGGCAAGGGAUGUUGGUCUUUCCCCUUCCAUAAUUGGAUCUUUCUCCAGGAAGGAAGCAGCUCUGGUUGAGUAUUUCAUGGAUGACUGCUUACAGAGACUCGUUGAUAAAAUUGACUCAGACGAGAGUUUAAAAAAUUUGACACCAAGUGACUGUAUUACUAAGCUUAUCAGAUUUCGUUUAGAAAUGCAAGUUCCAUAUAUAUCAACAUGGCCUGAAGCUCUUGGCAUCCAGGCACAGCCUGUAAAUGUUCCUACAAGUUUUAAGCAGAGGGCAGUGCUUGUGGAUGAGAUCUGGCAUGCUGCUGGUGAUAAUGCCUCUGACAUUGAUUGGUAUGCCAAGCGCACUAUCCUCGGAGGAAUAUACUCAACAACUGAGAUUUAUAUGCUGUCAGAUAAAUCUCCUGAUUUCCGCGAUACAGGGGCUUUCUUGGAUGCUCGAGUGAGAGAUGCCUUUGAUUUAAAGAAAACCUUUCAAGAGGCACAGUAUUUGGCAGAAGCUGUUGGUACCGGCCUGGCAGAAGCUGUCGGGAAAGUUUUCCGGAGAUGAGUCGUGGUGGGAAGAUUUGCUGGUGGCAGGCACUUGUCUCUUGGUUUUAUGUUGUGUUGCAACUUUCAAACAAUGUUUCUUCGAGACAUUGAUUUGUUACAUGUAGUGAUUUAGUUACAUUUCAUUUUACUUCAAAUUAGUUAUCUUCCAUUUACUUCAAAUUUAGUCCGUUUUGGGCGGCUUGAGUUGCAGGGUCAUGAGUGCAGAAUGAUGUUAAACUUGUAAAUAAUUCCAUUAUCAUUUCAUAAUACAAAGAAUUUGCUCUUUUUCCUCUCACCAAA